Molecule: messenger RNA, 3021 nt
Organism: Linum tenue
Lineage: Eukaryota; Viridiplantae; Streptophyta; Magnoliopsida; Malpighiales; Linaceae
Source: the annotation of a GenBank genome assembly
CCCAUCCCCGGCUCCUCCCCUCCUCCUUCGCAGUCGCUCGUACUCAUCUUCUUCCCCAGAAACGCCGCUGUUUCCAAAUAUUCACUCCCCAGUCACCAUUGCCAAUCCACCGACUAGCCCUUCAUUGAUUGGUUCUGCAAUGAAAUGAACACUAGACCUGCUGCUAGCAUUGUGGAACCUUUGAAGAUAAAUGGCCGCUCGGUGAAGUAGAGAAUGAAAGAGAGCUCAAAGGCAGGACAGGACAGCUUCUCGCGGCUUUCUCAGACCUUUCUUCAGGGCUUGAAUCUCAACUUCUCCAACUAACAUUUCUCCUGAUUCCAGGUUGUAGAGAUUUGUUUUGGAAGUGGAUGGAUGGACCGAACGGUGAAUCCAGUACAAGCACCUGCAUUUCUAAACGGUUCAGUAUUUUAUGGAUGCCCAUCUGCCAUAUUGAGGUGGGCGCAUCCUAAGUGUCGUUCUUGUUUUGGAAAGAGAUUGGAGCUUACGAGGAGACGGCUUUUUGCUGCUCGUGGAGCUCGACUCUAUUUGCGAGGUGAUUUGGUUGCUGUUGAUCGUGUGAAGAAAAGCUCGAUUGAAUAUGAGACUGGAUACUUAUGUGAAGGGAAAUCGGAGAACUUCCCCCACAUACAAACUCUGAAAAAUUUCCCAAAGGAAGAGCUGUCUGGUAAAGUUGUCAUGGUCAGGUUUGACAGCUCCAUUUUACUUGGGGAGAAACUUGACAAGAACUCGCUGGCUGUCUCUAAUGCGCUCUUCACAGUUCAGUAUUUGCUUGCAACUGCGGAGAAAGUGAUUCUUGUGAGUGACUGGAAGAGGGAAGUGAGUUCCAAGCUUCUUGACUCACAGUCUGUUUCAGAUAUAUUAUCAUCACUUCUCAGGCGAAAAGUUGUUAGUUUGAAAUGCCUUUCCUGUGGCGUGCCGUUCAAGAGGGAACUCCUUGAGGAAGCUGAUAUAUUCCUUCUAGAGAAUUUAUCUGGAUUUAGAAAGGAGGUUGCCAACUGUCCAGAAUUUUCAGAACUACUCUCUUCGGAAGUUGAUGUCUUUGUUAACGACUCCUUUUCCUUGUCUCAUAGAGUCCUGGCUUCAACAGUCGGCAUUUCUCGUUUUUCACCAGCUUGUGUGGCAGGUUUUCAAUUUGAAGAAAGCCUGCGGGAGUUAAAGCGGGUUUUGAACACCGACAAAAGACCAUAUAUUGCAAUUAUUGGAGGGGCUAAUAUCCACGGAAAAGCAGCUGCCUUGAAACGUUUGGUUUCUGAAUGUGAUGGAGUAGUCUUUGUUGGAAUGAUGUCGCUGCAAAUUAUGCAUGCGUUGGAAUAUUCAAUCCCUUCAACUCUUCUUGAACCCAGGUCAUCUGAUGCAGCUGUAGAAGUUAUCCAAUCUGCUCGAUAUAGAAAGAUUCCAAUUAUAACGCCGAAAGAUUUUUGGUGCAUAAAUGAUAGUCCAGGAUAUCAAAUUGAAGUAAUUCCUGCUCAUCGACUGGGAGAAGGUUGGGUGCCUGUUGAUCUUGGGCCUAGGUCUCUUGAUGAAAUGGACUCUUUGCUUUCAAGUUGCAAGAAAGUAAUAUGGAUUGGACCAGUGAAAUUCAAGUCUUCACAUUCAAGUAUUUGUACAGAUGGAGCAUCUAAAGUGGCUCAAAUAGUAGAUAGGUUGGCACAACGGAAUUGUGAGAUAGCAAUUGUGGGGAAUAAAGCAUGCAGCACUAUGAUAAAGGAAUCAAGGUCUUCAGCCAGUUGUUCUGUCAUUGAGAAUGCUUCAGUUGUAUGGGAGGUUUUAAAAGGAAGGAAGCUUCCUGGGUUGUUGGCCUUAGACAGAGCAUUCCCAUUCAAGAUUGAUUGGACAAUGGCUUAUCGUAAUCCUGCUCAACCUUUGGUAGUUGACAUUGGAAGUGGAAACGGACUGUUCCUUUUCGGGAUGGCUUCAAGAAGGAAGGACCAAAACUUCCUUGGCUUAGAGGUUAAUAAAAAGCUUGUUAGGCGUUGCCUGGAUGGUGUUCAUCAAUCUGGGAUUCCGAACGGGUUCUUCAUUGCCACAAAUGCAACUUCGACAUUUCGCUCCAUUGUAUCAAGCUAUCCAGGAGAAGUAGUGCUAGUGUCAAUACAGUGUCCAAACCCUGACUUCAACAAUCCAGAGCAGAGAUGGAGAAUGGUGAAUAGAACAUUAGUUGAAGCAGUGGUUGAACUCCUUGCAUAUAAUGGAAAGGUAAAACAUUGGAUUUAUCAUUUAUCAAUCUCUUAACUCGCAUAUCUGCUGUUGCCAUUGCUAUGAUUCAUCAGUGUCUGUCUUUUUGUUUUGGUCGUCCAAGGUGUUCCUUCAAUCGGACAUAGAGACAGUUGUGUUGAGAAUGACAGACAUGUUCCUUAGACACAGCAAGGGUAAGCUCAGCAUUGUACGUGAUGGAACAACCAAGUCGAGGCAACAAGGGUCUUGGCUUCACGAGAACCCUUUUGGAGUUAGAUCGGAUUGGGAACAGCACGUUUUGGAUCGUGGCGAUCCCAUGUACAGACUAAUGCUCUGCAAAUCAGCGACAAGCUGAAUGUGUCAACUUCCAUGGAGAUUGUUGUAGCUAAAAGAUAAUAGUAGCUUCAUGUAUCCGAGGGAUCUAUCGGCUUUUGAGUAGUUGAGUUCCUGUGCUUUGAGCUGAAAAGGUAAAGCAUAUGCUUAAGGUAAUCCUAUUACCUGUUAGUAAAUUAGGUUAAUGAGGAGUUAUUUGUUAAUAGAUAGUUAGGGAUAUUUAGCUGCUUGUCGUUUGUUCCACCAAUCGAUCUUCUUCUGGACGGACGGCGUCCAAGGAUUGAAAAGGGUGAUCGACCUUCUUCACGUUUCGUUCCGCCGAUCAACGUUCUUCCCGUUGUUACUAGGAGUUACUGGAUGCUACAUGGAGUUGAUUUCGAGGAAGAGAGAGAGAGAAGGCGGUUAGAGGGUGCAUUGAUCACGCGAAAUUCCGUCUGAAACAAGCAGUGUGCCAUCGUGGUCUUUCCUCUCACAGUAAGCUUCGUGUCGGGUAAUGGCAGCGGGCGGCGCCAC